Messenger RNA from Plectropomus leopardus (leopard coralgrouper), 1356 nucleotides. RefSeq names its product ectonucleotide pyrophosphatase/phosphodiesterase family member 7-like. The record is from RefSeq and is a predicted model, not a curated record. Lineage: Eukaryota; Metazoa; Chordata; Actinopteri; Perciformes; Serranidae.
AUGCUGUGGACUGCGAGUCUCUGCCUCCUCUGGGCCCCGGCCAUCCUCGGAGCUCCGGCGAACAAACAGAGACAGAAGGUGCUGCUGAUCUCCUUCGAUGGAUUCCGGUGGGAUUAUGACCGGGAUGUGGACACGCCGCACCUCGACAAAAUGGCCAAGGAUGGAGUCAAAGCCUUGUAUGUCACACCUCCUUACCUCACUAUCACCAGUCCUACACACUUCACCCUCUUGACAGGCCGCUACAUUGAGAAUCAUGGGGUAAUCCACAACAUGUGGUUCAACAUCACCAGCACCGAGAAGAAGCCUUACUAUCAGACUCAGUUUGUGAAUGAGUGGUGGGACAAUGGCACUCUGCCUAUCUGGAUCACAGCACAGAGACAGGGCCUUAAAGCUGGCUCUCUUCACUUCCCUGGCACGGCUUCCAGUUACCAGGGACAGGUUGCUAUGGUGCGGGAAGUGGAGCCACUGCUUUACGACUACAAGAACGAAACCGCUUGGCAAGAGAACGUAGACAAGGUGAUGGGCUGGUUCAGAGACCAGGAUCUGGACUUCGUAUCCCUGUACUUUGGUGAGCCUGAUGGCACAGGGCACAGAUACGGCCCAGACUCCCCGGAGCGUCGGGAGAUGGUCAAGCAAGUGGACCGAACAGUGGGUUAUAUUCGACAUUCGGCUGAACAGCACUUGCUUACCGACCGCCUAAACAUCAUCAUAACUGCAGACCAUGGCAUGACCACAGUGUACCGAAAUGGUCUGGUGGAAGAGAUCACCCUGAGCAAGAUCCCGGGCUUCUCAUUCCGUGACCUGUCCUUUCACCUUGUGGACUUCGGCCCCUCUGGGAUGCUGUUGCCGAAGCCGGGCAGGCUGGAUAAGGUUUACAAUGCUUUGAAGGGGGCCCAUCCACACCUCCAUGUGUACAAGAAGGAUGAAAUGCCAGAGCGUCUCCACUUUGCCAAAAAUGAUCGCAUCCUCCCCAUCAUUUUAUGGGCCGACCCUGGAUAUGUGAUCAAUGGGUAUUUCCCAGUUCAGUUCCACAAGGGUGAGCACGGCUUUGACAACCAAGAGUUGGACAUGAAGCCCUUCUUCAGGGCAGUGGGUCCAGCAUUUCACAAGAACCUGGAGGUGGGGCCUUUUGAGACAGUGAACAUUUACCCCUUGAUGUGUCACAUCCUGGGCAUCCAGCCGGAGGUCAACGACGGCCACCUGAAUGCCACCAAGCACAUGCUGGUCACUAGCGCUACUACUCAGGGUAAAGAUGUGAAAAUCCUUCAAAAUAUCUUCAUUGGGCUGGCUGCAGUGGCUGUAGUUCUUGUUGUAGUUUUUAUAGUGAAAUUGCACAAUUGCAAGAAUAAAAGGUAA